This is a messenger RNA of Xyrauchen texanus (razorback sucker), 2799 nucleotides long. It is a transcript of the gene nck2b, whose product is annotated as NCK adaptor protein 2b. Gene Ontology annotation, biological process: negative regulation of PERK-mediated unfolded protein response; positive regulation of translation in response to endoplasmic reticulum stress; negative regulation of endoplasmic reticulum stress-induced eIF2 alpha phosphorylation. The transcript is spliced from 4 exons. Gene Ontology annotation, molecular function: protein binding. The coding region runs from base 528 to 1667 and encodes 379 amino acids. The record is from RefSeq and is a predicted model, not a curated record. NCBI's taxonomy places the organism in Eukaryota, Metazoa, Chordata, Actinopteri, Cypriniformes, Catostomidae.
UUGGAAGUACUGUACACUCCCUAUCUAUCUGUGUACCCUUGAAUGUUUGCAUUAUUUAUGUGAUUUAAACUGUUUGGCGGGGGGGCUAGGCAACUUGCAUUGUUUGCCUAUAGGGAGGACCAGCACACACUAUACAUCCUUAGUAAUAUAGCAGAUGAUGAUGAUGAUGAUGAUGAUCCUUUGCUCGAUCCAAGAUUUCCUCAGUACACAGAAGCAUAUUCCAAACAACUAAACUGUCAUCAUGGCAAUACAGUGUCGAAUCUUGCAUGCCGCUCGCGUUUGAACCGUGAACAGCUGGCUUGAGGGCAGUCCUGCCCUGGCGGCGGUGACGUCAUCGAGCGCUGAGUUGGGCAGGAGCGAGAGAUCGCUGCGGACGAGGGACCGGGAGAGCUACGAAAGGCACGCUAAACGGGAUUUACCACCACCCUCUUUUGCAAGCUGGUCGGGAUAAAGACCGUCUCCGUCUGCACCCCUUCUGUUUACCCGAACUGUCCAGAGUCAACCUGUAAAGAGGGACUCCAUGAAAGAUGUCAGAGGAGGCGAUUGUUAUUGCCAAGUGGGAUUAUACGGCACAGCAAGACCAGGAACUUGACAUUAGGAAAAAUGAGCGAUUGUGGCUCCUUGAUGACUCGAAAACAUGGUGGUGUGUACGAAAUGCCUCCAACAGAACGGGCUAUGUGCCCUCCAACUAUGUCGAACGCAAGAACAGUCUGAAGAAAGGCUCUCUGGUGAAAAACCUCAAAGAUACCCUUGGCCUGGGAAAAACGAAACGCAAGACGAGCGGACGGGAAGCCUCUCCCACACCCAGCACAGAUGAGUACUCAUCUAAUGGAGGUGGAGCCGAACGAAUCUACGACCUGAACACCCCAGCGGUGGUGAAGUUUGCAUACAAUGCCGAACGGGAGGAUGAACUCAGCCUGGUGAAGGGCGCCCGGCUGAUGGUGAUGGAGAAAUGCAGCGACGGCUGGUGGAGGGGCAGCUAUAAUGGUCAGAUGGGCUGGUUUCCCUCCAACUACGUCCUGGAGGAGGAGGUCGAUGACACCUCGGUCGACCUCCCUGUCUUCUCCUCACAGCCGGGCCUCAGUAAUGGACAGGGCUCCAGGGUCCUUCAGACUGUUCAGACACUCUACCCCUUCAGUUCCGUCACAGAGGAGGAGCUGAACUUUGAGAAGGGCGAGACGAUGGAGGUGCUGGAGAAGCCAGAGAAUGACCCAGAAUGGUGGAGGUGUAAGAAUUGCCUUGGGCAGGUGGGUCUGGUGCCAAAGAACUAUGUGGUUGUACUCAGCGACGGUCCGUCAUCGACUGCCUCAGGCUCCCACUCCCGUAAAAACAGCCACACAAGGCCCUCCCACACAGGGAAGUUUGUGGGAAAGGACUGGUACCAUGGGAACGUGACACGGCACCAGGCUGAGCACGCUCUGAACGAGAGGGGGGUGGAGGGAGACUUCCUCGUGCGAGACAGCGAGUCCUCUCCGAGUGACUUCUCUGUUUCUCUUAAAGCAGCUGGAAAGAACAAGCACUUCAAGGUGCAGUUGUCCAAUGGAGUUUACUGUAUCGGUCAGCGCCGUUUCAAUACGAUGGAUGAACUGUUAGAGCACUACAAGAAAGCUCCCAUCUUCACGAGCGAACAUGGUGAAAAGCUUUACCUUGUCAAACCCCUCCAGUGACCUUCCACACAAAAAUGAGCCUUAGGACCAGACCAGAGCAGACCUCACAUUGAGCCAAGUGAUAUCUACAAAUCCUGCUUAACACUCAAUUCUCACCAGCAACCACUGGUUCUUUUUUGUUUUUAUAGAAGAGACUUACCAAGUACCAAUGGGGGUUACUUCAGGAUUUAAUGCUACUUUGCAGAUGUGUCUUUUUUUCACUGAGGUAUCCUUUCUUUUCCUGUGCCUCCAUACUACUACUACCACUGGCAUUCUUCAGUAAGAAGGGUUUGUAAAAAUGAGCAUUGCCUUUUCUAAAUUGCCUUGGCAAACAGCACAUUUUCUAGCCUAUAUCUGCAGAAAUGAUUUCAGCAGCACAAUCCUCGCACUGGUCCUUAAGAAGACUACAGACACAAAGGAAUUACAGGAAACUGUAUGUACACAGGAGUUGCCAAAGAAAGAGUUGGUGACAGACAGAAUGGUACGAGUCGCACCCUGGUGGAUGAACUGGGAAAUGCCAACAGGACGGUCUUGAUAAGAUGAAUGUUUUGUAGAUGCUUAACCAAAUGUGCCAUCCUCACAUUCAAGCACUGCUCAUCUGAUAUAUAAGAGAACUCAGGGAUGGGUUACCGACCAGGCCAAUGGGGCCAGUGCCCAGGGGCCCUUGACUGCCCGGGGGGGGCCCUGGGUUUUAAGGUUGCGUUAUCCAAUUUGGCAAAAACCCAUAAACAAUUAAACAAACCCCCCCCACCCUCCACUCAACAACAAUUUGGAGGGGGGGCCCCUUGGAGAUAAUUGGCCCCGGGGCCUUUGCCAGUCAUAAUGUGUCCCUGAGAGAACUAUAUUAACCUCAUUCCAAUUCACUAUUUGUAGCGACAUCAACGUGUUGGCAUAAACAUAUUACAGCAAACACCGUUAGAAUUUCGAAGAGAAAAGUUUUGUCUAUUUACAAAUGAAUCCAUUCAUCAUUUAGUUUCUGAGCUUUUAUCAAAGUUCAAUAUGUCUGAAUGUUACUGAGCAUUAUUAUUUAAAACCAUGUUUAUUUAACGGAGAGAAAAGUGCUACAGAGAAGGAAAAUGUAGUGAGCACAUCCAUGAACGCUGUGCAAACAUUUUGAAAUACUUUUGUUUAAUUAAACAGUUUGCAAUUGUAA